UCAAUUUUCACGGUCUUUGCUGCAUAUAUUCGCAAUCAAAUUGUAAGCGAAAACUCGACCGGCGCUUGGCUAGUAUUCCCAGUAAGGAAUCAUGGACUAUGAAUUAGAAAUAAUCGACUCUUUAUCUGCGCUAGCCUACGAAGGUCCCUGUCUUAAAAUAGAGGGACUUGGUAAAGCUUUGGAAGGUGGUCCACGCGAUGAAGUUUUCCGUGAACUUGUGGGCUGGUUGACGGAGGAAUUACAUGUUUUGCGAAAAACCGAUGAGCAUGUGGGAGAGUUACAAGAUCCCAGUGAAUUUGCAAUGGAGUUAUCAGCCAUGUUAAAAGAACUGGGGUGUCCUUAUCAGCGUUUUGUGGCUGGUCCGCUAUCCGAACGCUUUGAAACGCGAGAAGCCUGUGCUCAACUGCUCGAUUACCUUACGACUGAAUUAAUGGCGACGAAGAUGACUUAUAAGCUGCGGCCAGCAAAACAAGCAUUUAUCAUCCCUAAAUCUGAAACAAAUACAGCGCGUUCACUGGAGCAACUGUCGCGCGAUGUUGGUUUGGGUAAACCGCCAGAGAAUGUCUCGCCAAAAGCUUUCUUUGAUAAACUCAAUUUUAAAGUGGAAGAACUACAACGGCAAGCUAAGCCUGGUGUAUUAAGUGAACCCUUAAUGCGUUUACAAAAGCCGCUAUCGGAUGCACAGUGGAAAAAAUUAGAUGCGAUACAUGCUGACCUUGACGCUGAAUAUAAUAUGCGACGCCAGAUGUUGCUGACGCGUCUCGAAGUCACUAUACAAAGCUUUCAAUGGUCGGAAAAGAUGAGAUCACGCGAAAAUGAAAUUGUUAAUAGUUAUCAAAAGAAAAUGCAAGAGCUAGAAACUUUACGUUAUGGUAAAGAAGACACCACCAUAGUGGCACUAUUGGCAGCGCGUGCCGACUUGGCCAUUAUAGAGAAAACAAGUUCCGCACAAGUACGCAAAAAUACUGGUUGCAAAAUACAAAAACAUGUGAUAGGAAGUGUGCCUGAUCGUGGUGGACGUGCGCAUGAACACGCACCACCGCCGCCUGAAAUGCCUUCAUGGCAGCAGCAACGCAGCUCUGGUCCUGGCGGUGGUGGAGGAGGCAACUUUCGCGGUGGCAGAGGUGGUGGCGGAGGAGGUUUUGGUGGUGGAGGCGGUUUCGGUGGCGGCCGAGGUGGAGGCGGCGGUGGCGGUGGUGGUGGUGGUCACUGGCAACAGUAUUCAAACGCACCACAACAGCAACGACAGCCUCAGCCAUUUGAACAACGGCAAUCAAACGAUCAGCAGCCACGCAACCAGAAUUGGGUCAGCGGUAGUGGACGCGUCCAAGGCACCGGCUGGUCACAGUCUGGCAACAACGGUGGUAAUUAUCAGGGAAGUGGUGGACGCGGUGGCGGUGGCGGUGGCGACAACUCCUUUCGUGGACGCUCAAAUUACAAUCGCGGAGGUGGCGGCAAUCGGCGUUAACUUGAACUCGUAAAUCUGAUCGCGAAUAGCCAUUCUGAUAUAACUAUAGUUAUGAAAAUAAAAUACUUCUAAUAAAUUACUAAAAAUUGCAAAUAUAUACAUGCAUAUAUA
This is a messenger RNA of Anastrepha ludens (Mexican fruit fly), 1579 nucleotides long. Its product is annotated as protein FAM98A. The record is from RefSeq and is a predicted model, not a curated record. The transcript is spliced from 2 exons. Bases 92 to 1468 code for a protein of 458 amino acids. Gene Ontology annotation, cellular component: tRNA-splicing ligase complex. Lineage: Eukaryota; Metazoa; Arthropoda; Insecta; Diptera; Tephritidae.